UCUCAAUAUUAUUCAUUUCUUUCAGCUUUUACAGUGUGACGGAUCGGCCGAUCACAUUAUUGCCUUUAAAGGCAUUUACAAAAUACAAUUUAAAAUGUUUAACCCAUAUGCCAGCGUGUACAAUCCCGUAUUACCCCCUGAUUAUCUGAGAUAUUAUAAUUAUUAUUAUUAUAUGGAAGUGUUCGGUAAGAUGAGGCAUAACGGCAACAAGUUCCAGUCUCAAACUAUUGAAGGCAACAGUACCUGUGACAGUACACCCUCACACCACAACGGCCAUGAGGAUUCGACGUCGACGAUCAAAGAACUGGCUGAUGCCAUUUUGGGCAACGACAAAAAAGAGGACGGCGAACUGAGGAACACCCCAGCGCAAACAGCCUUCCUAAAACCAAAUUUGUGGAACAAAUCUUACGAAAGUGACCAUAAGUAUGUCGACCUUGACGAAUUCCUAUCAGAAAACGGCGUAUCAACGGCUGAAUUGGGCUCUCACGGAGCCCUAGGUCCGUUAUCGGUUGCACGUCCGCCUGAAAAUGAACGAUCUCCUAGUCCGAGCGAUUUUAUGAUUCCGGACACCAAUAAUCCUCCAUCGCCGUCUGAUUCCACGCUCUCGAUGGCAUUGAGCUGCCGCGACUUCGAUCCACGAACAAGAGCGUUUUCAGAUGAGGACCUCAAACCACAGCCGAUUAUCAAAAAAUCCAGAAAACAAUUCGUUCCAGAAGAUCUGAAAGACGACAGAUACUGGGAGCGGCGCAGAAAGAACAAUCUGGCAGCCAAACGGUCAAGAGACGCCAGACGAAUGAAGGAGAAUCAGAUAGCUCUGAGGGCGGGUUACCUUGAAAAAGAGAACAUUGGACUUCGUCGAGAGCUUGAACGAAUGAAAAAAGAAAAUCUCGUGCUUCAAAAUAAAUUGGCAAAAUACGAGGACGUCUAGAUCCAACCACCAUCUUCGAGAGAGGACACUGAUGCAUCCCCUAUGGGAUUGCAUUAAUUAUUAUUGGAUGGGACUUUGUGUUCCUUUUCUCAAAAGAAACUUCAAAUUCAACCCAAAAAAUUUGUAAAUAAAACAUACACAUUAUUUUACUAGUCAUCUAGUAGAGACAGUAGAGUAGUGUAGGAUUAUUUUUUCUUUUUCAUGAAUUUAAUUUAAUCAUGUCAUUCAUGGCAAGAAAUAUUUGGGCAUUCUGGUAGGGUCAAGGUUUAUUUUUGAUUUCUUUAGAAUGAUUUUUAUGUUUAUUAUUUAUCUAAAAAUAAUAGAGGCAUUUUUUGAUUUUAUAACGUUUCAUAUUAGGAUAUUAGAACUAAAAUGGUAAUCCUUUUUUUCCCCCAAAUAUUUGCUGCCAUAUAUA
This is a messenger RNA of Ceutorhynchus assimilis (cabbage seed weevil), 1343 nucleotides long. Lineage: Eukaryota; Metazoa; Arthropoda; Insecta; Coleoptera; Curculionidae. The record is from the annotation of a GenBank genome assembly.